GUGCGGCGCGACGGGGCGGGGCGGGCGGAACCACCGAAGCCCAGCACAGGGGGCGGCGCGGCGGCGGCGGGCUGGACGCAGAGCGCGGGCCGGGCACCGGGGGACUCCGUGCGGGGUCCUGUCCCGGAAGGCCGUGGUUUAAGGCGCGGGGACGCGGGAGGCCCGGGCGCGCAUUGGCGGCAGGCAGGCGGGCGAGCCCACGGCACGGCACACCCCCCCGCGCCCCCGCCCCCGCUCUGCGGAGAAUGGGCACCUCGGGCCGUGGGGCGCAGCCGGAGAAUAAACCCCAAUGAUCACGGACUGAGUCCGCGCCGCCACCAUGUCCGUGGCCUUCGCGUCGGCGCGGCCGAGAGGCAAAGGGGAGGUUACACAACAGACCAUCCAGAAGAUGCUGGAUGAGAAUCACCAUCUGAUCCAGUGCAUCCUGGACUACCAGAGCAAGGGCAAGACGGCCGAGUGCACACAGUACCAGCAGAUCCUGCACCGGAACCUGGUCUACCUGGCCACCAUAGCAGACUCCAACCAGAAUAUGCAGUCACUGCUUCCCGCGCCACCUACACAGAACAUGAACCUGGGCCCCGGAGCACUGAGCCAGAGCGGUUCCAGCCAGGGCCUGCAUCCCCAGGGCAGCCUCAGUGAUGCCAUCAGCACAGGCCUGCCCCCUGCUUCCCUCAUGCAGGGCCAGAUCGGUAAUGGUCCAAACCAUGUGUCCAUGCAGCAGACGGCGCAGAGCACACUGCCCACAACCUCCAUGAGCAUGUCAGGCAGUGGCCAUGGGACUGGGCCUGGCUACAGCCACUCGGGACCCACCUCACAGAGUGUCCCCAUGCAAGGCCAAGGUGCUAUCAGCAACUAUGUGUCUCGGACCAACAUCAACAUGCAGUCGAACCCAGUCUCCAUGAUGCACCAGCAGGCAGCCACGUCCCAUUACAACUCAGCACAGGGCGGGAGCCAGCAUUACCAGGGCCAGGCACCCAUUGCCAUGAUGGGCCAGGGUGGCCAAGGGAGCAGCAUGAUGGGACAGCGGCCCAUGGCGCCCUACCGACCCUCCCAGCAAGGCUCUUCCCAGCAGUACCUAGGUCAGGAGGAGUACUACAGCGAACAGUACAGCCACAGCCAGGGAGCUGCAGAGCCCAUGAGUCAGCAGUACUACCCAGACGGCCACGGUGACUACGCCUACCAGCAAUCGUCUUACACAGAGCAGAGCUACGACCGCUCGUUUGAGGAUUCCACACAGCACUACUAUGAGGGGGGAAACUCUCAGUACAGUCAGCAGCAGACUGGGUACCAGCAGGGCUCAGCGCAGCAGCAGACGUACUCCCAGCAGCAGUACCCCAACCAACAGAGCUACCCCGGACAGCAGCAGGGUUAUGGCCCUGCCCAGGGAGCCCCCUCACAGUACUCAAGCUACCAGCAAGGACAAGGCCAACAGUAUGGAAGCUACAGAGCGUCGCAGACAGGACCUUCCGCCCAGCAGCAACGGCCUUAUGGCUAUGAGCAGGGCCAGUAUGGAAAUUACCAGCAAUAAGGGAAGAGUGUUGUCUUUGGACCCUUCGUGGUAGUACGUUCUGGACAAGCCAGUGGCAGUUCUGAUGAGUCAUGACAUGUUGGUUACCCUGCGCCCAGUGCCAUGCCUGCAUGUGACGCAGGCUGAUUUCAUGCUGGGUAUGAUGCUACGCGUGCACGACUGGCUGCGAUGGUGUGAAGUAUUUGGUGCUGUGUAAAGUAUUGUAUAUCGACACAAUGGAGAGGUUGUCCUGUUUUUGCCCCUCACCCCUCCUCAAUGUUUUUAGCUAGCUCUGGGGGUCAUACUGUCAUCACAUGUUCUGUGCCCAGUGAUGAGACAAUAUCUAAAAGGUACCAUGAUCCAUGUUACUGUGAACAGACCCGGUGUGCUCCUCACACCAUUGUUGCAAAGUGGACUGUAAGUGUUUCUUUACCUGACUGCCCUUAGCUUGGCACACAUAUACAACCCUGGGUGGCCAUCUCUUCCUGUGCCUAGAUAGGGCUUGGGAAUACCACCUGUGUCUUGGACUAGUUUCGUGUGUCAUUGUAACAAAGAAAAUAUGCUUUGCGUGGAAAGACGAUGAGCUAUCCUUUCUGGAACUUACCCAUUGCCUGUGUCUCUCCACUCCUCGUGAUCCUAAAAAGUCUGUGUCUUUAAACAGUGAAGAGGGAUCAGUGUCCAUGAGGGCAGUGUGAGGGUGACCUGUCCCAGGGAGGACAGUGUUCUGAAGAGCAAGGCUCACUGUCUACCAGCUGUGUGUUUAUUUAAUAGUCAUUUCAAGAGUAUGCCCAGUCCUAAACUUAAGGAGAAUUGAAAGUACCGAUGCUAAAUUUUACAAGUUGGCAAGUGUUUGUAUUACUUCUUCAGGACCUCCAAGUUCAAGAUUGCCAAGCAAGUGUCCUUUGCAUUAGGGAAAUCUGAAAUCCACAUCGUAUCUUUAACAAGUCUAAAUAGCUUUAUUAACGUUCUUUUAAAUGAAAAGUACACGUUUUAUAUAGUGAAAUUUGAGUGAUUUUUCUUUUUCUUUUUUUUCUUUACAUCCCUAGGAUGUUCAAUCUCAUUUUAAUUCUGUGCAAAACACCUAACACAGACUUUUUGGAAAGUUAAUGUCAAAGGAAAAUACCACAUAUAAUGUAGCAUUGGCAUCUCUCAGCCUUUAUUUGGAUAAUAAUCAUGUUACUAUGAAAAGGGGAAAAAACCUUCAAGAUAAGUGCUGGUGUAUUUCUAAGAAAAACCAAGAAGAUACAAAUACACAGACACACAGGCGCGCACACACACACAAGCAUCCAGGGCCUGAUGCAUCGGGCCUAUCCAGUUUGAAGCUUUUGUUUUAUUUGUAUUUUUAGCCCAGACUGGCCACAGACUCACUGCUGCACGGCUAAGGCUGACCUUGAGUUUAUGAUCCUCCUGCCUCCACUUCCCAGUUACUGAGUUUACAGGCAUGCACACCUGGUGGUUCAGUUGAUAGUUUUUAAAACAUAAAACUUACCGGUAGCUCAGUGGGUGAGGAUUUGCAAGGCACUUUUGUGGAUUUUACUUGAAUUAAUCUUGACAGCCUUCCUGGGAAGUACAGAGCAAGGACUGUUUUACUUAGAGAUGAAGACUGAAGAAACUGGACUGUGUUGGUUGCAGUCCUAGUCUAGAACAUUCUCCCUCUCCUGUGGGGCUGACACCAACAAGCGUGGGCAGAUGUGUCUUGUAGGCUUAGGGUGUAGGAAUCUCUUAACACAGGCAAGGCUGGCUGUGUGACGGUAUUAACUCUACAGAAACGAGUUUGAUUGCUAAGUGACGCAAGUAUUUGGCAACUUCAUUUUAGGGAGUCAUCUCUUUUGCUCCUUUCUUUUCUGGCAAUUUUUAUAAAACUCGUCUACAAGCUCAAUUGGGGCCUAAAAUUUCCUGUUGAAAAUGUCGAAACAUUUUAAGUAACUGUGAAAAUGGUUUUUAUUCCUUGCCAAUCUGGGAAUAUGCCUUCUAUGUGUGUGUGUGCAUGUAUGUUUGUGUGUGUGUGUGAGCGUGUGUGUUAAGUGCUGUAUUAGUAUGUGUGUAUGUUAAAUGGCUGUAUUAGUGUGUGUGUGUGUGUGCAAGUGCUGUGUUAAUACUUUUUGAAAGAAAAGGACACUUAAAAAAAAUGUAUCACCCCAAAACUUCAAUCUGAAAUGUCUUACAUUAAGAAUUUCUUGAAUGUUGUGUAUAUAUUUUUAAAAGCACUUUGUGAAAUAGUUUGUACAUUUAUUUCCUAAUUUAUACAUGAUUUUGGUGUUAAUAUAUUUAAUGAUUAAUAAUAAUGUUUAUUUAAUGUUUUGUUCAUUUUUAUGUAAUUUUGUGGGGAACAGUAAUGCCAGCAGUUCUUUUUCAUUGACUGUAUUACAGCUUUUUCUUCUGUAACGUAAAUGUUCGGGGAGUCAUAGCUGAAAUGACUAUUCAUUCAUGCAGGUGUGGUUGACUGUGCAGUUUUUUUUAUGACUCCUCCUACCGAAGGCCAGAAAAGGUGAAGUGGGAGAUUUGGGAAUCGCUGCUCAUUCUUCCUCCUGUUUCCCAGAACCCGUCCAACAAUUGGUGAACGUGACCAGUGAUGAUUGAGGUUUUCAGAUGUGCUUGGCAGAAGCCCCGCAACGGGGGCUAUGGUUGGAGGAUGGACGCCUCUCCAGAAGCAGAGCACAGCACAGUGGGAGACUGGCCAUGUCUGCAGAGGCCACGGACCGGGGAGAAGUGUCUGCCUUUCCUGUCCGUGCCCGUUUUCAGACGUGGGCUUCAGUAACGAGCGUCCAUUCGCAAUUGUAAAAAGAGGAAGACUACGUUUCCAUUAAAACAUUUUUUAGCCACUACUUCAUUUCUGUUUAUCGAGCAGGUUAAAUCCGCCUUGUUAUUUGUUAACGCAGUACCCUCUCGUUUUGACCCCUUUUCGUUUGGUUUUGAGACAGACUCAACCGUGCAUCCCUGGCUGGCCUCAAACCCAGGGGCUAGAAUUAAAGGCGUGCUCCCCACCCUGGCUUUUUUCCUGGGCUGGAAUUCACGGCGAUCCUUCUGCCUCGGCCUCUUGAGUGGCGGAGCUGCAGACACCAUCGGAA
Chionomys nivalis (European snow vole) is the source of this 4575-nucleotide messenger RNA. RefSeq names its product SS18L1 subunit of BAF chromatin remodeling complex (gene Ss18l1). NCBI's taxonomy places the organism in Eukaryota, Metazoa, Chordata, Mammalia, Rodentia, Cricetidae. The transcript has 11 exons. Gene Ontology annotation, biological process: positive regulation of transcription by RNA polymerase II; positive regulation of dendrite morphogenesis. Gene Ontology annotation, cellular component: nucleus. Gene Ontology annotation, molecular function: transcription coactivator activity. Bases 320 to 1528 code for a protein of 402 amino acids. The record is from RefSeq and is a predicted model, not a curated record.